GAACUAUUUGCGAUGUCAGAGAUGUAAGGUUACAAUAAGCUCUCUAAUUUUGUAAACUUCAUUACAUCAAGAAUAAGGUGAAUGAUAAACAAGCGAAUCAUAAGCGUCAGUAUACGAUAAUAUACAAACACGCUUUGCAAUAUAAAAGGCUGAAGUAACCAAACAACCAUGGAACUAACAAAACGAUACAAGCAAGCUUUACGAGUUGUUCACUUCACAUACAGUAAACAAGCAGGUUUACUGAAGAGCUAUAGAGCUGACAACACAUCAAUCAUCAACCGCUCUUUUGAUCCGAAGGAAAAAAUACAGCCUGUCCUUCGUAAUAAUAUGGCGUAAGUAUUGUGCAUCAGAUGUAGUAUUGUCAGAUCUGAAAAGACACAGAUGUGCUUAAUCCUACAAAUUGGAACAAGAGAACUUAUAUAGCUUGCGUUCAAAACCUCCAUUAACUGGCAGAUCAAGCAGCUACGUGACUGUAUGAAGUCUGUCAAACAACACCGAGGCGAUGACUGUGACGAGGAAAAUGUAUAUCAUGAUUAUGAUUUUCACAAUAACUUUGCAAGCACUUGGAAACACCGAAAAUUCAGUGCCGCCAGGUUCUGGCUCAUCGCCGACUGAAAUUCCAUCUACGAGAAUAACACAAGAUAAUCUACUGGAGUUUGAAGACUGUCCCCUUGACAAUGCGACAACCGCUUGCGAUACAGCCUACACUGCAUCAGCCAAAAAGUGCCAAUCGAAGUUGUCACUGAAUCAGCUUUUGCAACACUUCUUUCCAAACGUUGAUAUUCAAAGCUUGAUAAACAAUAUUGUUCAACCCGAAAAAUUUGACUGCACAAAGUUCUAUAUAAAUACCUGCAAAGAUUACGUUGAAUUUCAGGGGCAAUCAAGAGAAGACAUUGACUUGGUUCCAAAUCGAUUGCGAAUAGGAGAUGCAACGCUGAUUCUCAGGGUGUUAUACAAACCACUUACCUUAUAUUAUGCUGCUGUUUAUUUUGAGAUUAACGGAAAUGUGUAUUCAGACAGUCGAAAAUUACAAAUUUCAUGUUCAAAAGAUUUCGACAAUUCGCCUAUUACAAUGAGUAUGGAGGCUAGACAAUUUACCAUACAAGAACUUGAGCGACUUUUCUCAGUUUCUGCUUUCAAGUCACAAGAAAUGCCUGCAUCAGUGGAAGAAUUAAAGACCCUCUCUUUGUCUUCAGCAGAAAUAAAAGGGUAUUAUUACUCAGAUGGAUAUUUUGAAUUCAUAAUGAAAGGAAAAGUGGAAACAUCUACAGUAUUUUCAUCAAGCAUGUUGUAUUUGAUCAUUCAAAAGCAAGUUAAUGAUGAAAUCACCGUUGGAGUUAUCGCCCAUUUUGCAGCUGCCUCGUUCAGAGACAUCCUUUCUGGGGUUAUCGGUGAAGACUUACCUUACGAAAUACCAAUUAUAUGGCAAGAGAAAAGUGAUAUUGCCCUACAUGUGUCUAGCAGGGGAAUCCAGAAAGUUAAGAAUGCUGAUUUCAAUCGAAUCUUUCGGUUUUUCAUAGCUGGGAGAGCAGCUGUUAUAAAAGGAGUAUCUUUGUGUGCCGCAUUUCCUUUCCAGAAAUUUGUUAGCCAAAAUUAUCCUUCACUGAAAGGAACAUACCUUCCGCUAACAUUUCUCUUUAUUGCUGAUGUAAAGAAAAAUAGGAUAAGGAUUUCGUUUGCAACAGAUAUCAACCUCAGUCUGAGUAGUGCCUUGCUUAUUCUCACUUCAGAGACAAACUUUUAUGCGCAGUUAACAGAGCUCUUUGAGAAGGAUUCAAUGGCAGAAAUCAAGUGGAUGGAUUUGUUACUGCGACAGUAUGAGAUACAGAUUUCGAUAUCCUUAACGAACUCAGUCAGUGUUGUAAAAGGAUUUCCACAAAUCUACCAUUUUGAAAUCAUUUUGCAAAAGCAUUUGCACACAAGCUGGAAACUGAGUGGAAAAGGAAAGGGAAAAAUUUCAAGCACUGAAUUUCAAACAGAAUUUAAAGAGCUUUCGAAUGGAAAGUUUUCACUUGCAGGAAAAACAAACAUGGUGUCUUCGCAGUCUCUCUUUCAAACAUUUGCAGAGUAUUCUGGCCUUUUGGAAAUCGUCAGCCAGUUUCAAUUCCUAAAUUUCAAGAUAACCAAUGUAUUUAUUUCAUCAAAAGUUGAAAGUCAUUUAAAUUUCAGGCUAACUGGAAAACCAGAGAUUCUGGAUUCUGCAGAAGCACAGUACAGUGAGUUGAUAUUAUACAACAGCACAAAAACGUCCCCAGGAUUGGCGUUUGGAAUACUUCUUAAAGGUGCUGGUUUUGAGGCUCUGUUGGCUAAGAUGUUUGGUGAGCGACAGCAGAGGCCUGCAUGGGUGCAAAAAGUUGACUGUGCGAUAAUGAUCAGCAACGAGAAUCAGAAUGCUGCAAGCAAACAAUUGACAUUUAAAAUUUCUGAAUUUAACAAAUUUAUUUUGAAGAGAGGUGUCUCAAUUGGCCUGACGAUAUACUUGACAGGCGAUUGCAAAGGGGAUGGGCUCUGCGAACUUCUAAAAUCACAAACCUCUGCUUCUUCUUCGGAGAUCUUUUUAUAUGGAAGACUUGCUCAAACUGAACUUGAGGUGGAAUGGAGAACAGUUUCAAUGCAACUGUCAACUCACAUUGAGUUAAUUGACGUUAGCUUCAGAAUAUUCGGUGGCCAGAAGAUGAGUUAUUUAUUGGAAGCAACUAUGAAGCUAGCGGUUUAUGGGCUGUCAUUUAAAGGCAUAAUUUCAUCUGAUGUCUCUGGUGGCUUGUCAAUCGACAUGCAGCUUGGCACUGCUUGGAAGCAUCCCUUUGCCAUAAAGGGAUGUCUCUUUGCCGAUAUGUCGUACAAAUCAUCGCUGUCAUCAUUCAAGAACCUCGAAUAUUUUGAUAUGGAAGGGCAAGUUUACAUAGGCACUGUUCACCUUCAGAGGAGAAUCACAGGCAACGCGAUCGUCACGAUAAAUACAGCAAAUGCCCAGCAAAGCUACUUCUAUUCCAAAGUGCAGUCCUUGGAAUUAUCUGGCCUUCUGGAUGCUUUCGAAAUCCAGUAUCAACUUCCCAUGGUUAUGCAAUACGCAAAGUUUAUUGGCCCUGUUAUCGUGGGCUACUCUCAUAAUCCUCUUUCCAUCAGAAUAGAAGAUCUAAACCUAAAAUUGGAGAACAAACUUACCAUAAAAGGAAUGCUGUCAAUAUGGGGACACCUUGGGCAGUUUCUCAUUACAAUUUCAGAGGGGAUGCUACGACUCGAAGCAUCAAUGCCAUACCUUUCCUUGGACAAUGGUUUUGUUAAAAUGACCUCUAUUUGUGAUUGCCCAGACCUUAAGAAGUUUGAUGGUCCCUCGUUAAUCGCAGAAUUUCAUGAAUCGAGCGUUGAUGUCAGGUUGUUUGGGAAACUUACUUGCCUUGGCCUAUCGAAAGCAAUCAAUGUCUCAAUUGAUGACGGUGGGUUCUCGUUUGAGUUAUCCGGAGCAGUGUACGGAGUUUUUGAAAGCGACCUGAUGUUAACUGCCGGAUAUGGAAAUCCAUCUCAGGCGAACUUAACGGUUACAGGCUGUAUACCAAAGGCAAUACCAAAUGUUACCUAUGAAGUUAUGACACUAUUAAAAGACAUUCGAGAUGAUACAAGAGAAUUCCUACAUUCAACAAGAAGUAGAAUAAAUGAACUGGGGGUGAUUUUGGAGCAAAGCCACAAAAGAAUGGACAUCCAUAACGAACAAGCUUCGUCUUACAAGUCGAAAAUAGAAAAAGAGGUCUCAUCGUUGAUUCAGCUGCAGGGAAAAGCUCAGCCAUGCUUAAAUGAAUGCAAAAAAGUGUGCAUGGGAGUCCCUGGCUGGUCGGACGACGCAUUAACCUUUGAUGGCUACGCAAUUGGGUCGCCAAAGUGGAAGCAUUGUGCUCAUGAAGUUUCAGAUAUUGUCUGUGUGGUUCGAUGCCUCGGACGCAAAGUUAUUAAGAAUGUCAAGGCAUUUAAUGAUCAGAAGAAGCUACAGGAACUGUUGAACGUUUAUGAAAGAUCGACAGAGCAAAAGAAACUUUCACGGGGAUUCCUACAGAAAGCAAUUUAUGUUGUUGGCGGGAUGGUUACAAAACUUGAAAAGGUCGAUGACAAGCUAAGUGUUGGAAUGAGUGUUGUAAAAUCAAUGAUCGGAAACAAGUUUGUUGAGUUGGUUAGUGUAGAUAAGGUUUGCAUCAAAGGGUUGCUGAGAGACGCAGUUGAGUCUCAAGUGAGGUUCUUCAUCAAAGGAAAAUUAAUCGGGAAAGCUGUAGCAGUAGACGUAACCGCAAGCAUAGAUGCAAGUCUAUGGAAAAAGUUGGCUGUUGCAAUGGUAGAAAAAAUGUUCCCAAAUGCGACCUCAUUCAAAGAUGAAAAAAUGAAAUUGAAGAAAAUGCUGAAGGACAUUGAUAUUGAAAAAGAAAAUGUUUUAAAUGAACUGGAAUACAGCAUUCGCAAAAGUGACAUGGAAACAGUCAGUAGAAAAAAUGUUGUAACUGAAGAAGAGGAUAAAUUGAGAACGCUCGCUUACAAAGAGCUGCCACGAUAUACGCUUGGCAAUGACAGAGUCGUACGGCUGUUCAGUAGAAGUUCACCAUGGGCAUUGAUGCAGAGUAACGAUCCUUUGGAGGCUGCUUUCAGUUUUAGGAAUAAGACAAGAAUAUCAAAGCUUGGUAAUGGGAAAGCGCGCUACGAUACAGAGAAAGGUACCAAGAAGUCUGUUUGUGCGUCCGUUCAUGAUGCGAUGCAAGAUUAUGCAGAUAUUCUUCGAGUUGCUUCUGGCAUAGCAGAGAACUUCUUUGAAGAAAAGAUAGCCUACUUGAAAAGCAAAAACAAGCACCUGGCCACUUUAAGAGAUAUCGAGGAUCAAAUAAAAUCUGAUUGCUAUCUUGAGAACUGCACCGUUGGAGAGAUGAACGAUGCACUGAGAUAUGCGAUAAAGGCAAAAAAUGGGUUCAUACAAUGGAUGGACUCGGUAAAACAGCAGCUGAAGAAACACGACCGUUUCGCCCUUCAGGUUGCCUCAAAAGACAUUCAAACAGUUAUAGAAAAAGAUAAAGGAAUGACUAUGAAAGAGUUUAUCAGAUCUAUAUCAAACACCUUUACCAAGUCAUACAAACGAACAUUAGGGGAGCAUCAACGUGGGUUAUCGCAGCUAGAUCAAUUGGACCUUGAUUUGAGAGACAUCCUACUGAACAGCAGAAACAGACGCGUAACAACCACAGCACCUCUUAUCUUCUCCAUGAAAAAUCGAUUCAAGUCCAUCAAACGUACGGUUGUGAACGAAUGCGCAAGAAAGCGAGAAACCCUGUCAAGAAAGCCGAACGACUGAAACAGCAAAGCCACUGCAUUGCUAGGUUAUUAGAAUAUCAAGCAGUGAGUCGGGCGCCAGUAGUAUUGUCACGAUUGCAGUUCGUCCUUAAAAACAAAGAAACAAAGAGUCCGAUCCGAAAGACGUCUUACCUUUUGCAGCUACCAAGAUGAGUUUCAUUUCAUGGCGUAAUAGCAGAAUUUUUCUAGGCGCUUAACUGGGCUAACCAGUAAACUUUAAACCAAUCUACUACCACCAGACUGUAGUUCUAAUGCUUGCGAGGAAAACAUCUUGCACGUCUUACUCGUUUGCGUUAGGUACGCGUUUGACGAAAAUAGAAGGUUCAAGUCGAGUUGCUAGAAAUGUCACACGUUAAACGUAAAACUUAAGUCAAACUUAAUAAAAAAAGCAAAAAAACAAACUCGCUUCUCCUUUAUAUCCUCAAAUUAACUUUACAACAAACUAAAUAGGAGAAGCUUGGAGAAAUGGAAAACAGAACAUAGAAUGCAGUCUGGAUGUCAAUAAACAAAUCUAUAUUACGUCCUCAUUGUCCAAAGAUGGGUUCGCUUUUGAGGAAAUUCGCCGAGAUAGGGGUAUGAAGGCCCUACGUGUCGACAUGCCACUUGCAAUCCAUUUAAAUUUUGCUUGCAGCUGAAAAAUAGUUGCAGUGAGAGAAAACUGCUCACAAUACAAAAAAUAACUGUCUGUCGUGAUAAAAUUUCUAAAUUUUUUUAAUAAAUUUCUGCUCUGAUAAAAUAUCAUAUCUAUUUCUAGCUAUAGAAGGCCUAACAUAGAAAAAAUAUCGUGGAUACAAAUACGAAGGAGCAUAACGUUCCAGUAAUUAAAUGAGACAACUCGGAAAACAUCUUAAAAUACAAAAAAUGAAGGGAGCGCUCAGUUGAAGCAUAUUAUAGGGGAGAGGGGUUGUUUAGCUUGGGUUGGCUACAAAAUUUGUUGUACGCUUAACAACGAUGACAAUAUGUUUCAGAUCUAUUAAGUAAGUAUUGGGGUUGUGGGUGUGUGGGAUUGCUGAAGCCAUCUGGCGCCGUCCCUGUUGCGAUAAACCUUGAGGUUGGCAGCAAUUUGGCACUUACUGGAGUUAAUAGUCCUGUUAGAAACGGUAAAGGGUGUGGCAAUGUCUCCUGCAAAAAUACCACUCAAAACUAGGUAUGCAAGGACAAUAACAACUGGUGGAUUGAGUAUAAACUAUAAUAAUCUAGGUAUAUACUGAAGUUUUUGAUUGAAAAACUUAUGCUUAAAUGCAGCCGUGUUGGCCUAGUUUUCUCCUACUAGACUUUGAUAAACAACAGUAGAUUUAUCUCUCCCAUCAGAAGUACCUUUUUAGUUUGAAUGUAUUCAAGUUGAAAGCAGCCUACAAGAGCUCAAUAAACCAAUAUAAUGGUACAGUAUUGUUAAAAACACCCUUAUAAACCUUGUUGAUGAAGUUACAAAAUUAUACACAAUUUGAUUGAUGCGAUUUCUUGCAAUGUAACCAUUGUCAACCACGGCGUCUUAAUCACUUUAAGCCAUGAUAAAUCCAUCAUUCACAAAGACUUUUAGUUUUUGGAUCUCAAAUUCCAUUUGGGCCCAAACCCUAAAGGCAAUCGACAGGUACUUAAGUGGCUUAAGCCAUUAUCAAUCAAAAAUUGGCCUGCCAGUAAGUGCGAUACAGCUUACAC
Molecule: messenger RNA, 6978 nt
Organism: Rhopilema esculentum
Lineage: Eukaryota; Metazoa; Cnidaria; Scyphozoa; Rhizostomeae; Rhizostomatidae
Source: RefSeq, a predicted model, not a curated record